AUGCACCGCAGAAGAAAAUCCACCCGCCGAGAAGGCAACACGGCCUAUGCCCCUCCGCACACGCCCCCACACCCCGUCCUCCCUUACGGCUGGACCGCCCGCUUUGACACCCGCUACCAGCGCUUCUACUACGUUGAUCUCGCCACCAAGCGGACCCAGUGGGAGAUGCCGCUCGUGGCCGUUAACGCUCCCAUUCAAGGUCGAGCAUCGGGCGAGUAUCAUCGGCCUCUGUCGUUUCCGGAUGGCAUUGAGACCCCAGAACCACGAGAGCAAGACACCGGUGGCAGAGGGGAGCAGAGGCUGCUUAUCUGUGCUUCUGGUGAGGGUGGCUCUGGUGGGCAGGGCUCCGGCGAGAACCGAGGUGGUGUCCCAGGACUAGCUGCAGUGCACUGCACCGAGAGGAGGCACAUCGAGCUGAUGGCUGUGAUCAUCGAUCAGUACAUUACUCGCAACGGCCUCAUGAUCAGCCGGGUUACUGUCGGGAAGAUAACUCUAGAUCUGUCCAUGUACAUGGAUCAGCAGAAGCUGUGGACGUCUCAGUGGGAGCCAGGGCCUGCGGAACCUCACAAUCGAGAGAAGUAG
Morchella sextelata is the source of this 582-nucleotide messenger RNA. RefSeq lists its product as uncharacterized. The record is from RefSeq and is a predicted model, not a curated record. The transcript has 3 exons. Bases 1 to 582 code for a protein of 193 amino acids. Gene Ontology annotation, molecular function: protein binding. Lineage: Eukaryota; Fungi; Ascomycota; Pezizomycetes; Pezizales; Morchellaceae.